Plasmodium yoelii is the source of this 5880-nucleotide messenger RNA. RefSeq names its product conserved Plasmodium protein, unknown function. The transcript has a single exon. The coding region runs from base 1 to 5880 and encodes 1959 amino acids. The record is from RefSeq and is a predicted model, not a curated record. NCBI's taxonomy places the organism in Eukaryota, Apicomplexa, Aconoidasida, Haemosporida, Plasmodiidae.
AUGCACAAAUGUGUUGAUAUAGAUAGCUUGAAAGAUGAUAUCAUAACUAACAACAGUUUAGUGAGUAUUUUAAACUCAAAAGAUGAUAGAAGCUAUAGUAGUGAAGCAUAUCAAAAUAAUUAUGAAAAGUCGAAUAUAAAAAAUGGUAUACAGUACAUUGAAAAUAAGUAUUUGAAUGAAUUCAAUAUACCAAAAAGAUAUGGAGAUGACAAAUAUAUCCAUUAUUCUGGUAGGAUGCAUAAGGAAAAAACCAACAAUUUUGAUUGGAACAAAAAUAAAAUUGAUGUACAGCCAAAUAGUAAUUACGACUAUAAUCACAACAAAUCAAUACCAGAAUAUUCAUAUCAAAAUAAACUCAUGGAUUAUGAAAAAAGUUCAAGUUAUAACAUAAAUAGACAUUUUGAUGAAAUAAAUGAUGUUAUAUUACCAAAAAAACAUAUUAAAAAUGAAUAUAAAUAUAAUAAAGACAUUGAAGAAGAUAUUAGUGAAGCUAAUGAUCUAAUUAUUAAUAUGAUAAAUAAUCAUUAUAAAAAUUUAAUUAAAAACACAAAUAAAGGAAUCAAAAACAUAGCAAAUGAUUAUGAUAGAAUAUUCCAAAAAAUUAAUGAUGAUGAUGAUGAUGAUAUUAGUAGUUCCACUCCAUCUAGCAAAAAUAAUAAUUUAGAAAACAACAACAAAAAACAAAAUAAUGCAUAUGACAAUAACCAUAUAAAUAGCAAUAGUUCAAUUCUCCAUAUUCGAGAUUAUUACACCAGUAAUCAAGCUGACAAUUAUAAGGGAAAUUAUUUUGACAUUGUCGGCUGCUAUGAUAUUGACGAUUGUUAUGAAAGUGCCAAUCCAUAUAAUAACAAUAAUCAUAAUAACAGCAUAUCAAACAGAGAAUAUCCAGUGUAUAAGGGGAGUGUGUCAAAUAAAAAUGACGAUUAUAUUAAGGAAAGCGAAACUAAAAUAAUAUUACGAGACAAAGAUGAACUAUGUUUAGAUAAUGGUGAAAAUAAAGACAAUUAUAAUUUUAGCAAUACCAACAUUAAUAGAGAAACUAUAACUAAUUCUAAUCGAAAUAAAAUAUAUAACGUUUUUAAUAACAUGAAUAUUAAUAAAAGUAAUCAUAUGAAUCGAGGUAUUUUAACCUUUCUAGAAAAUAAAAGAAAAAACAAAUAUUCAUAUGACAGCAAAGGUAUAAAAAAUGAUAAAAUCGAGGAUAAUACUAAUGAGGAUAAAGUUGGCAAUAUUAGUAAUAUUGGUAGUGCCAGGAACCCAUCUAACUAUAUCAAUAACACCACCUUGAAUAAUAAUAAAAAUUACAAUCAUAAUAUAAAACAUUCAUUUGACGAAGAUUCUUAUUAUAGAGAUAUUAUGGAAAAACAAUCAAUGCAUAACAAUGAAAAUAAAAAGGGAAGUGGGAUAUCAGAAUAUAGUUUUAAUGAUAUUUAUUAUAAAGAUAAACGGAGUGAAAAAGAUUUAACAGAAAAAUUCAAAAAUAAAUCAAAUGGUAAUUCUUGUGAAAAUUUAAAAUUUUUAGAUAACGAAGAUUAUAAAAAUAAUACUUAUAUAAAUUUAUUGAAUGAAGAAAUAAAAUUUAAUCAAACACAAUUAAAUAUAUCUAAAAAGGAUAGCAAUUUAAAAAUGAAAGAAAAUAACCCAUUUAAUUUGUGCUAUUAUGUAAAAAAAAACCAUAUCGAAAUAGCCCAUGAUGAUGAUCAACCUAAUUCACCAGUUAAUUAUGCGAAUUCAAUGCGCACCGACAAUUUUGAUAAUCAUCAUAACAUCACCAAUUACAUAAAUAAUAAUCAUAAUAACAUGGAAAACUAUAUAAACAACUGUGUAGAUGAUAAGAAUGGUAACUUCGACGGAAAAAAUGUAAAUUUUUCAAAUGUUAAUGGAAAAUCAGACAUAUCAAUGAGAUUUUCAAAUACACUUAAGGUUGAACCGGAAAUACAAAACAUACAAAAUGGUAAUUAUAAUACAUACUCAGUAAAUAAAUUAAAACUAGAAUCAAUUAACCAAUAUCAAAAUAUGUAUAUUAAUAAUAAAAAUACGAUGAGAAAUAAUGAAAAUUGCUAUAAAAAAGGAAUAAUAAACGAAGAACAUUAUCGCCCACCCGUUAUUCUUAAAGGAAUACCUUCUUCGGCAGUCGAACACAAUGAAAAGAAAAAGGGAAAAAGAAAUGAAAUAGGAAACGGAAACGAUAAUAAGGAAAAGCGUGAAGAUUUUGAAAAUCUGGAAAAAAUACAAAUAGGUGAAGAAUUACCAAAUGAUAUUAAUUCUUCGUAUUAUGCUACAUCAUCUGAUACUUCGACCAAUUAUUUGUCAGGUUCAAAAAAUAAAUUAAAAGAUCUUCAUAAUUGCAAAAAUAUGAAGAAUAUAAACUGUGAUAAUAAACGUAUUUUAAGAAAUAAAAACAGUAACACCGAAAAUAUGUUUUCACGUAACAAUUCUAUUAACGAUAGUUAUUCACAAAAUAUGAAAAUAAAAAAAACACAUUUAAAACCAUGCAUUGAUGAAUACAUAACUUCUAAGGAUCCUCAUAACCUUAGAAAUAUUUGCAAUAAUAAAGAUAAUGAAAGUAAUAAUUUUAAUGAAAAUUAUGUUAAAUCGACGAAAAAAAAAUAUAACCUUAAUAGCGAUUCUUGUUGCAAUGACAAUAGUAGUAACGAAUCAUAUUCUGAAAAAAGUAAAAAUAGCAAUUACUUUAAUGAUACUGAUAAUCAUACCCAUAAAUAUUCGAAGAUACGUACUGAUCAAAAAUUACAAAAUAUGCAUAGUAACAACACUAGUAAUUAUAGUGAUGAAAAAAAAAAGAAUAAAGACAAAUGUCAAAAAAAUAAAAAUAAAAUUAUAAAACAAGAAAAUCAAAGAAAUGAUCACGUUAAAAUUGUAGGUAUAAACCAAAACACCGAAAACUUAAUUAACAUUGAUAAAGGAAAUUAUCCCACCGACAUAAAUCGAAAAAAAAAUAGAGAAAAGCAAAAUACGAAACAAUCUAGCGAAAAAACACACACUGAAAAUAAAAGAGAAAUAAAUAUAGGCGAAUAUCAUGAAGACCAAACUGAAAAUAUGAACGAAAAUUGCCAUAAUGAUAUUAAAUAUUUGAUGAAAAUACACAACAAUAAUCAAAAUGUUUUAGUACAAAAUUAUAAAAAUUUAAAUAAAGUUAAUGGUAGAAAUCAUACGGAUAAUGAUAAUAAUAAUUCAACAAAAUAUCCUGGAAUAAAACAUGAUCGAACAAAUUAUGAAAAUAUCAGAAAUUGCAUAAAUGAAAAUGAUGAUGACUUGAACAAUCAUAGAAAUGAAGAAGACAAUGCUAUUGAUAACUCUGACGAUAGUAAUGACAUAGAUUGUGUACAUAUGGAUGGGAAUACCAAUCAUAUUAUUAAUCGUAUAAAUAAUAAUAAAACUGCGAAGAAUAUGAAGCAGUACCACAUCAGUUAUGAAAACAACUGCAACAACAAAAAAAUACCACUAAUUAAUAAUAAAAAAAUGGAUGUGUUAGAAAUCCAUGAACAAUUCGGCGAAGAUAAUAAUAAAAUUAAAAAAAAUAAAAGAAAAGAAUGCAAAACUGAUAAACAUAAAGUGAGCCUUUUUGACAAUAUUGUUAAAAAUAAAAGCUCAAAGUUUAUAAAUAUUUUGAAUACGAGUUGUAAUAUGAGAAAUGCAGACAAAACCCUUAAUUAUAAUUAUUCUAUGGAUGAUAUUAAAUAUAUCAAAUUAAAUAUUGCAAAAGAACAAAAACAUACAUAUUCAAAUACAUGUUCUGAAAGUAAUGAAGAUGAAAAUCAUAAUUGUACAAAUCAAAACCAAAUAAACAAAAUUCAUAACCAAUCCGAAAAAAAAAAAUAUUCUGAUAUAUACGAAAAUUAUAACUUAAUUAAUAAUAACUCUAAAUAUAAUGAUGAACAAAAUUUAGAUUGUUAUUCUUCCUCUUUUAAUGGUAACGAAAAAUCGAAACAAAAAAAGACCCAUGAUGUAAUAAAUCCGAAAAACACAAAACUAAAUAAAGACCAAUUAAAUGAAAAUAUAAAAAAUAAUAUAUCCCGAACAUACCCUAUUUGCGAAGCAUUUUAUGGUAAUUCCAAUGUACAUAAAAAUGGAAUGAACACAAGAAACAAAAUUUCGAAAAUAAAAAAUGAUACAAAUUGUGGAAGUAGCAAUAGUGCAUAUGAUAAUAAUAAUGAAGAUGAUAAUAUAUCUAUUCAAAAUGAAACAUAUAUUAUGACUAAUUUAAAAAAUGGAAAAACUAAAAAUAAGGAGAAAAUUCAACUAAUCAAUUUAGAUCAAUUUGUUAAGAAAAAAAAUGAAGAAAUAAAAACGAAUUUUACACAAAAUAUUGUACAUGGGGAGAAAAAUAAAAAUAAUGCCCAUAGUAAUGUUGCUGUUUCAAUUUAUAACGAAAAUCUGGAAAAUAAAAAAUUGUCUGAUGAUCAUAUUGAAGAUUAUAAAAAACAUAAAAAAAGAAAUGAACACAACAAUACACAAGCGCACCUUUUUGAAAAUAACCCUUUUUAUUUAUAUUAUAAUAAAAGAAGUGAAACUACAAAUACGGAGGCAAAAAUUCAAAAAACAUGUCCUAAUGAAAAUAAAGACAAUGAUGAAAAUGAUACAAUCCCGUCUAAUAGCUCAAAUAUAGAUGGAGGAAAAAAUUCAUUCUAUAAUUUGCUUUGUAAAAAAAAUAAAUUAAGAAAGGAUCAAAAGUAUAAUGAUGAUCAAAUUGAUGCAAUGAUAAAGAACCCAAAACAAGAAAUUUAUACAAAUAACAAUGAUAUUUCGAAUGAUCAUAUAAAUGAACGAAAUAGUAAUUAUAUGAACGAUCUUAAUGAAAUUGGAUUUUUAGCUCAAAAAAUUAUGGCCACUUAUUCAUGUAAUGAUAAUUUAAAAUCGAUUUUUCAACUAUUACGUUCUGAAAUUGAGAAAACUAAAAAAGAAAUCGAAUAUUUUUCUAAAGAUCAAAAGCCUAUAACUUUUAAUAAUCUUGUAAGUAAUAAUAUUAAUCAUACAUCCAAUAAAAUUAGUGAUAUGAAUAAAGAAUCAUUGAAGGAAUAUAAAUAUGACCAAGAUAAUUCUAAAAACAUUCAUAAUAUACCAAAGGAUACAUCUAAUGAUUUAAUACAUAUAAAGGAAAAACAAAAUAUACAAAAUGGAAAUGAUGAUUACAUAAAAGCAGAUAAUAUCAAUUUAGUACGUAAUGAUUCUGAAAAAUCUUUAAAGGACAAUGUUUGCAAAUUUAUCGAUAAGAGUGACAACUUCAUGGAACAUAAUGAUAAACAUGAACAUUACUAUCAAAUCAUCAAAUCAACACAUAAUGGUUUAUAUAAAAACAAAGGUUUCAUAAGCAGUAGUGGUAGGAGAACUAGCAUAAGUAAACGAAGAAUGAGGAAUACUAGCACCCAUAAAGAUAAUAUUGAUUGUAAUGAUGCUUUUAAUAUGAGCAUUUGUAUGCUAAAGCGAGUAAAAUCUGGCACGCCAUAUAAAUGGCAAAUUAAAAAAAAAAAAGGAAAUAAUGACACUAAAGAACAUAUAAUACCCCAAAUGAACACAUUUAUAUUGAAACAAAAUAAUAAUCUUUAUAAAUUUAAAUUAAAUAAUAAUUUUUUAAUAUAUGAUAGUAUACUAUUAAAAAAUAAAAAAAACGGAUAUCUUUUUAAUUUUAAUGCUUUAUACAAAACCUUAUUCUUUAAAGAACCUCGUAACGAGGAAAAAGUUGAAUAUAAUAAAAGUUUGACAUAUAAAAAUAAUAUGAUAGCAUAUAAUAAUCAAGAUACAAUAAAAAAUAGUCAACAUAUUAACCACCCAAAUAAUACCCUUGAUAAAGAGUCAUGUAGGGAAACAGAUAAUGAUACACCCAUUAAUUUAAAUGAUUUAUUUAUUUCAGAUAAUGAGUAA